Molecule: messenger RNA, 841 nt
Organism: Hippocampus comes (tiger tail seahorse)
Lineage: Eukaryota; Metazoa; Chordata; Actinopteri; Syngnathiformes; Syngnathidae
Product: galactose-specific lectin nattectin-like
Exons: 7
Coding region: 16-609 (197 amino acids)
Source: RefSeq, a predicted model, not a curated record
CAUGAGUUUGAUGGCAUGACUCCCACAUUCUACAUUCCAGAGCUGCCACGAGGUGUUAUAAAGCAACUGCCGUUCAUUUGCUCACCUGCGUUCUCAGCAUUAAGCCUCACGGCUGUCGAGAUGGCUUUUGCUCUUCGCCCUUUGAUCCUCCUUUGCGGAAUCAGUGGACUGCUGACCGGAGCUUGGUCUAAGCCUUCCAUUGCAAAGAAAGACAAUUGUUGUCCUAAAGGCUGGACUCAGUUGGAUUGUCGCUGUUUCAUCUAUCAAGAUAGCAGAAGGCAGUUUGCAGAUGCAGAGAGCAUCUGCAACAUUCUUGGUGGGAAUCUGGCCUCUGUCCACAGUGCUCUGGAAUAUUCUGUAGUUCUGGAAAUCAUUCGGGCAGCCUCUGACUCGACCGUCGAUGUUUGGCUUGGAAUCCACGAGGCAAUAGAGGAUGACGUCUUCUUUUGGACCGAUGGCUCAGAGGUUGAUUUCACUGCCUUCAACAAUGACAUGGAUCCUGGAGAUUGCAUUGAGCUUGAAUUCGAUGAUGGUCUCUGGGACAAUGACAGCUGCACUGACUUGAACAGAUUUGUUUGUGCCAGAGAGGCUGACCAAUGCAAGCACUGAAUUACCCUCCAACUCUUGUAGAAACUACAAGCAUACAAUACCUUCGCUAGAACUGGGAUUACUCUUCUCACAACAAAGUUAAUUGGUGUCUGUAAUCUUUGGUUUAUUGCAAUUCAUUACAACAGAUCAGUAUAUUCAGCUUGAUUGAUUCAGUCAAAGAAGUUUGACAAAAAAGUAAAACAAAUCGAUCAUGCAAUAAAACAUUCUGGUAUUCCAUUCAUUCCACUUUAAA